AUGGUACGUCACCGUCUGGUCUCAGGUCUUCCAGAGUCGCUUGCCCCGCUUCCUCGCUCGACUGCGCCGCCGUGCACUCCUUGCGUCGAGGGUCGGCAGCGCGCUGCCCCUCACUCCUCCUCGUUCCCCCCCACCACGACUCCCUUCCAGACACUGCACUUGGACGUCUGGGGCCCCUCCCCGGUCCGUGGCCCACGUCAGGAGCGCUACUUCCUGAUCGUGGUGGACGACUACUCCCGCUACACCACGGCAGUCCGCUACGCCGCGCACCAGCUGAACCUGUGGCCUAGUGACGCACGGCCACGGGUGACGCCAGUCUCCCUUUGGACAGGUUCUCCGGGUGUAGCAGCUGAUUACCGCGUCUGGGGUUCCCUGGCCCACGUUCGCGCCCCUGGCGCGAACAAGUUGUCUCCGCGCACCCGUGCCUGCGUCUUUCUUGGCUUACCGCUCGUCACCAGCGGUUGGCAAUUCUACGACCCGGUUACCUGUCAGUUCUUCAGUUCCCAGGACGUCACUUUCGACGAGUCGGUCAGUUACUACAGGAGUCGCCCCCACCGAGGUUCUGAGGCCUUUCCCCCCCCGCUGUUCCUCACUCUUGAGCCCCCCCCAGUCGCCCCAGUAGCCCCACCCCCUUCGCGUCCUGCCCCGUCAGGUGUGUCGCACGUCACUCCGCAGUCGCCCCCCCGGCAGCGUCCAGUCCCUCUCGUGUCCGGGGGUGCAGGAGGGGCAGUUGCGGAGAGUGAGGGUACUGGGGCUGUUGGAGCCCGUGGUGCCGGCUUUGGGGGUGUAGGGGGUGUGAGAGAGGAGACCACUCCUGAGGAGGACACGGCUGUCUCGACUCAGCGGCCUCGCCCUGCCUCACCCCCUGGCUUCCCGUCUGUUCCGCAGUUCCCUCCUCGUUCGCCUCCGCGGCCGGUUGCUGCGGAGCCUGGGGGUGUUCCUGCCGGAGGCAGUGGAGUCCCUGGGGGUGUUGUCGGUGGAGGUUCUGGUUCUGGGGGUGCUGGAGCCGGAGACACGAGCACUGCGACGCCUACGGCGCGCACUGUACGCUUCCUCACCCGUGUGCAGCGUUUAAACAGGUCGGAGAGGGAGGAGCGGGAGCGGUUUGAGAGGGCACGACAGCAGCAGCAGCAGCAGCAGUAG
Molecule: messenger RNA, 1143 nt
Organism: Closterium sp. Naga37s-1
Lineage: Eukaryota; Viridiplantae; Streptophyta; Zygnematophyceae; Desmidiales; Closteriaceae
Source: the annotation of a GenBank genome assembly